This is a messenger RNA of Exophiala dermatitidis NIH/UT8656, 1937 nucleotides long. RefSeq lists its product as uncharacterized. The record is from RefSeq and is a predicted model, not a curated record. Lineage: Eukaryota; Fungi; Ascomycota; Eurotiomycetes; Chaetothyriales; Herpotrichiellaceae. The transcript is spliced from 2 exons. The coding region runs from base 461 to 1774 and encodes 437 amino acids. Gene Ontology annotation, molecular function: hydrolase activity, acting on carbon-nitrogen (but not peptide) bonds.
UGAGGUUUCGACGUUACACGACUGCGACUGCACAGACAUUCCCGUCAACUAUCGCCAUGUCAUGCACCACGACUGCUUCGUUGGUGGACACCAAUGAUGGCAGUGACUGUAGGUCUAAGGUGCUGUUCGUAAAGUUACUAAAUUCAGUCACUCCCGCACUCUUACUUCUCCCCGGCAUCCCCGCGCUGCAGACACAGUGUUACAGGAAACCAAUCUUGCGGCCAGGCACACCUCGCUCCGGACUCCGCUUCCCCCAAACCUCAACUCCGCCGUUUGUUGAGACAAUAAUAAGAGUGAACUCAACUCUGUCACGGCUCCAGGUUGAAGACGAUCGAUGCUGUUGCUCGUCUGACGCUCAUAUCCUUUAUCGUGAGCCGCUGCUGUUUCCAACUGACCAUUAUCAUACAGCCUCUAAAGCUUUGUGGAAUCAUCUAUUGUUUUAUGGUACAAUCUGUCCAGCAUGAGUCCCACGGUCAUCCACUCCACUCGUCUUUUCGACGGCUAUACCACUCAUGACAAUGCAACGGUUGUUUUAGAUCAGAACACCGGAACAAUCACGUCUGUGUCGACAGACUCCACCCAAAACCACUUUCCAUCCGGUGCCACCGUUAUUGACGGCAGUGGACACACCCUCCUACCUGGACUCAUCGAGGCUCACUGUCAUGUCUAUAACCUUCACUUGCCACCGGGCGCAGACGAGUCUGAUAUUCUACAAUCACCUCUGAGAUGCGGGAUUACCACUGUGUGCGAUAUGCACUCCGAUCUUGGGUCCGUCAAUAAUUGGAGGAAGAAGAUUGCAGAGGAGCUGGAAAAGGCCAAAAGUGGUGGCGGGACGGUAGCCCUGUCUGAUCUGAAGACUUCUCUUCUGGGGGCUACCAUCGAAGGCGGGUGGCCCAAACCGAUUGUCCUGGCCCACGAUCCUUCCGAAGAGCUCAGAGCUUCGGUCGCCCGUUGGCCUAACGUGACAGUCGAGAAUGCGCCCGGCUUUGUCGAAGAACACAAGACCAAUGGAGCAGACUAUAUCAAACUGAUGCAGGAAAACUGCUGCUCGCUCGCCUUGCCCACCGGAAGCGUUCCAGUUGCCACACUCGAGCUCCAAACGGCCGUUGUCAAGGCCGCGCAUGCCGCUGGGCUGCCUGUGGUGGGCCACGCCUUGAGCGUCGAUAUGACCGAGAUUGUCUUGAAAUCGGGUGCUGACGGACUGACACAUACUUUUGUCGACCAGCCUCCUCCGCAGAACAUUAUCGACCUAUACAAGCAGACGGGGGCAUUUGUGAUUCCGACACUGACGGUUUUGGCUAGUUUGACCGGGGAGCUGCAGGAUGUGAGAGAGAAGUUUGCCGAGAUUGCCAGGCGCAAGAAGGUUGUGAAUGACUUUACGCUGCAGAACAUGGUCAAGUUUGAAGGCAUGAAAGAUCCCUCGGCCAAGUUCGACUAUGCCGUGCAAUCGGUGAAGCAACUCAGACGGGCGGGAAUCGAUGUUGUGGCGGGCACAGAUGCAGUCGCGGGUCUGAGAGGCACCGCCAUCGGCCCAAGUCUGUGGAUGGAGCUGGAGUUGUACACUGAGCGAUGUGGCAUGAGUGUUCCAGAGGCAUUGCGUUCGGCAACGGCGGUAACUGCAAAGCGAUUUGGAUUCCAUGAUCGUGGAGUCGUUGCCGAAGGUAAGCGAGCCGACCUGGUCCUUGUCAAAGGCAAUGUCACGGAGAGACUGCAAGAUCUAUGGGAGGGCGAGGGCAUUGUCGGCGUGUGGAAGCAAGGGUUUAAAGCUGCUUAGAUGCGCUUGGUUCUGGCUCAGACAGUCCAUAUCAUGGUUCCCACGCCUGUGUCUCGUAGAUUCGCGAGAGCAUGGCAGAUGAACUACUUGAUACGGCCUAUAAUACUAUUUCGGCAUAUGCUCAAACAACCAGAAAUAAAAGUAAAAUUAAGUUCCAGUCCGA